Molecule: messenger RNA, 799 nt
Organism: Pipistrellus kuhlii (Kuhl's pipistrelle)
Lineage: Eukaryota; Metazoa; Chordata; Mammalia; Chiroptera; Vespertilionidae
Gene: CARD19
Product: caspase recruitment domain family member 19
Exons: 7
Coding region: 87-680 (197 amino acids)
Cellular component (GO): mitochondrion
Source: RefSeq, a predicted model, not a curated record
AGGUCAGCGGGGGUGAGGGCGGCCGCGGCGCGGAAGGACGGGGCUGCGGGGACAGGUCGGUGCCGCCGGGCACCGGUGCGGCCAGCAUGACAGCUCUGCCCGCCCCCAGCCCGUGCCGAGCAGGGAACGGGACCAGCUGGCACAGGCCGACCUACUGUGACCGGCUGGUGCAGGACACGCCUUUCCUGCUGGGCCCCGGGCGCCUGAGCGAGCAGCAGGUGGACAGGAUCAUCCUGCAGCUGAACCGCUACUGCCCCCAGAUCCUCAGCAACAAGGAUGCGGAAAAGUUCCGGAACCCCAGGGCGUCCCUGCGCGUCCGGCUCUGUGACCUGCUGGGCCACCUGCAGCGGAGCAGCGAGCGGGACUGCCAGGAGUUCUACCGCGCCCUCUACAUCCACGCGCAGCCCCUGCACGGCAGCCUGCCCAGCCGGCACAGCAGGCAGAACUCCGACCUGGACUUGGACACCGCCAGCCACACACUCAGCGACAGGGGACCCAUGGCCUUCCUGGCCUGCCUCGGCCUGGCCGCCGGGCUGGCCCUCCUCGUCUACUGCUGCCCUCCAGACCCCAAGGUGCCGCCCGCGGCCCGGCGCGUCCUGGGCUUCUCGCCGCUCAUCAUGGACAGACACGUCAGCCGCUUCCUGCUGGCCUUCCUGGCGGCCGAGCAGGGCGGCCUCUGACGACCAGCCCUCCGCCCGCCGGCCUCCCUCUCCUGAAGGCCGCACCCGCUCUCCGGUCCCUGCGAAGGCACCUCCUCCGGCCAGGGAGUGAUUAAACGUGGGGGUCCCCUUCCUUCUCA